Theobroma cacao (cacao) is the source of this 533-nucleotide messenger RNA. Its product is annotated as small ribosomal subunit protein uS9-like. Gene Ontology annotation, molecular function: structural constituent of ribosome; RNA binding. Gene Ontology annotation, biological process: translation; maturation of SSU-rRNA from tricistronic rRNA transcript (SSU-rRNA, 5.8S rRNA, LSU-rRNA). Gene Ontology annotation, cellular component: cytosolic small ribosomal subunit; ribosome. NCBI's taxonomy places the organism in Eukaryota, Viridiplantae, Streptophyta, Magnoliopsida, Malvales, Malvaceae. The record is from RefSeq and is a predicted model, not a curated record.
CCUAAAUAACAAGAAAUGGUGGAAAAAGCAUCGAUCGAGUCCAUACAAUGCUUCGGUCGCAAGAAGACGGUGGUAGCAGUAACCUACUGCAACAAAAGGAGUGGUUUGAUCAAGAUCAACGGUGUUCCCAUCGAGCUUGUUGAGCUUGAGAUCCUCCAUUUCAAGGCUGUAGAGCUAAUCCUUUUUCUUGGCCGCCAACAUUUUGCUGGCAUUAACAUGAGGAUCCAAGUUAAAGGCAAAGGCCACACUUCUCAGAUCUACACUAUUUGUCAAAUCAUUGCCAAAGCCCUUGUCGCUUUUUACCAGAAGUACGUUGAUGAGCAAAGCAAGAAGGAGAUUAAGGACAUUUUGGUCAAGUAUGAUAGGACUUUGCUGGUGGCUGAUCCAAGGAGGUGCGAGCCCUAGAAGUUUGGUGGAACAAGUGCUAGGGCAAGGUGCCAGAAAAGUUACCGUUGAAGAAAUUUUAUGGUUUGUUUGGAGAAUUGGGUUUUAUUGUUGUUCGAGAGAUGAUAUGGCUAUGUUCAUUUUGAGUU